Erythranthe guttata (spotted monkey flower) is the source of this 2329-nucleotide messenger RNA. It is a transcript of the gene ATERDJ3A, whose product is annotated as DNAJ heat shock N-terminal domain-containing protein. The record is from RefSeq and is a predicted model, not a curated record. NCBI's taxonomy places the organism in Eukaryota, Viridiplantae, Streptophyta, Magnoliopsida, Lamiales, Phrymaceae.
AAAACUCGUGGAGCCCCCUAAAAGCGCCACGUCAGACCAAACAUGGAAUAUUCCCGAUUUUUCCCGUCCCCCGCGAAAUAUAUUAAUGAGAAAGAAAGAAACCCCUCCCCCAACACGAAACUCUCAAAUUUGAAACCACAACGAAGCAAAACCACCAUUGUUGCAGGAAUUUCGAGUAAUUAUAGGAAAAAACAUGACGAAUCGGCCAGUGUUGCGUCUAAUAGUUGUCGGAUUAAUGUUUCUUAUCGUCGUAGAAUCCAAAAAAGUCGACCCAUAUAAGGUACUUGGGGUGGAUAAAAGUGCGAGUCAACGUGAAAUUCAAAAGGCCUUUCACAAGCUGUCGCUCCAGUAUCAUCCUGACAAGAACAAAAAUAAGGGUGCGCAAGAAAAAUUUGCAGAGAUCAAUAACGCAUACGACAUCUUAUCAGACGAACAGAAGAGGAAGAACUACGAUCUAUACGGGGAUGAAACAGGUACUCCUGGAUAUUCCGAUUUCACUAGUGGUGGACCAGGACACAGUGGAUUUAAUUUCAGGCCAGGUGGAUGGGAAAACAUGGGUGGACAACAAGGUUCAAAAUCAUUCUCAUUUUCUUUUGGAGGACCUAGUUCAGGCAAGCCAAGUUCGUCUGGUUUUGGCUUUAAUGACAUAUUCUCUAGUAUUUUUGGCGGUGGUAUGGGAGGAGGAGGUAGUCAGUUUGGUGGUUUCAGUAGCUCGAGUGGCUCCCAGCAUGGGACUGGGCGCUCCGCUAAGAGCAUGCAAUCUGUGAAUGCACAAUUUUAUAGGAAAGAAAUAGUCGAUAAUGGGAUGACGUGGCUUUUAUUCGUGUACACUUCGAAUCUCAAAGGGAUCCAACAUUAUGAAUCUCUGGUAGAUGAAGUUGCCACCUCCUUUCAAGGAGCGUUGAAGAUUGGAAGCAUAAAUUGUGAAUCUGAUGCAUCCUUCUGCAUGGAGCUUAGUGUAUACCCUCGCAGAGAACCAAAGAUCUUUGUUUAUUCAUAUACAUCUAGUGACAAAGGUUCAUUAACGGAGUAUGAUGGCAAUUUGGAUGUAAAAUCCCUUAAAAGUUUUUGUCAAGACCACUUGCCCAGAUUUUCGAGUCGUGUCAACUUGGAAAAUUGGAAUGCUGCUUCUGAGUUUGGAAGGAUACCCAAAGUGUUGCUUCUGUCUACAAAGAAAAGCACUCCUGUUAUUUGGCGGGCACUUAGUGGAUUAUAUCGUAAGCGCUUUGUGUUCUACAAUGCAGAGGUGCGUGACGUUUCAGAUCCAUCUGUGAGAAAAUUAGGCGUUGACUCACUUCCAGCUGUCGUUGGUUGGCUGUCGAAUGGGGAGAAGCAAAUUCUCAAAUCUGGGAUAUCUGUAAAAGAUUUGAAAUCUGCAGUUCAAGAGAUUAGCAGCUUGCUCGACAAAUUCGACAAGAAGAAUAAGAAGGCAGCUUCUGGUAAGAGGGACAACACCGAAACGGUAGAGGAAAGCAUACCCUUGCUUACAUCAUCGAAUUUUCACGACAUAUGCAGCGAGAAAGUUCCUGUCUGCUUUAUUGGUGUCUCCAGGUCAGCGUCAAAUAGGGACAAGCUGCAAAAGAUACUGCAGUCUGUGUCUCAGAAAUCAUUUUCUAGACGGCAAAGUUUUACAUCCGGUUCGAGGGAUUCGGUUUCGUACGCACUUUUAGACGCUUCAAAACAGCAAUCAUUUUUAAACGCCCUCAACAAAUCAGGGUUAAAAUCGGCAGAAAAAUUAUUGGUGGCCUAUAAGCCAAAGAGAGGAACAUACGCAACUUCUGAAGGUGAAGUAACCGAAGAAACGGCUGAGGGGUUUAUAAGUUCGGUACUGAACGGAGACGUACAUUUUUCCAAAGCAAGAUGGAAGCCUACCGUAAACUAAUUAACACCUAAAUUUAUCUUAUACUAUUCUUCUCAAUCACAUGCUCAGAAGAAGGAAGUCUCCAUGUACAUAUGUGAUUAACUGGUAAUCAUUUAUAUAUAUUUUUUGUUUCUUAUCUUACCCUAUUCGAGGCUGUAAUUUAUCUCCAGAUUGAUGGAGAUUUUUUUUACCACUGUAAAAUGUGGUACUGAAGAGUGCUAAACUUUUACCAGGGGCAAUCUUGUAAAGAAAACUAGGAUUUUUUUUACUGUAUCAUAUUGUAUGUACACUUUAGGCCCAUGGUACUUAAUUUACCCGUUACUGUUAGGUUUUCGGGUUUUCGGGUUUUUAUAUUCGGCUUACUGUUUCCAAUUAUGCAGUGAAAAUCAUGUUCUAAUUAGUUACAGAGUUAUGUAUGAAAAUAUCUACACAAUUAACUAUAGUAUAAAAUGAAUAAUGCAUGAAAAA